Messenger RNA from Sphaerodactylus townsendi, 2660 nucleotides. It is a transcript of the gene MBP, whose product is annotated as myelin basic protein. Gene Ontology annotation, biological process: myelination. Gene Ontology annotation, molecular function: structural constituent of myelin sheath. The record is from RefSeq and is a predicted model, not a curated record. The transcript is spliced from 9 exons. Bases 46 to 975 code for a protein of 309 amino acids. Gene Ontology annotation, cellular component: neuronal cell body; internode region of axon; cell periphery. NCBI's taxonomy places the organism in Eukaryota, Metazoa, Chordata, Lepidosauria, Squamata, Sphaerodactylidae.
CACAUGGAGCGGUGAGGGAGUGUUUGAAGAAACUUGAGAAGCACCAUGGGGAAUCAUGUUGGAAAACGUGAUCAGAGUGCUGAGAAACUAAAGAACGCUGAAUCACAAGUGGAAGAAGUGGAAAAUAAAGUGAGUCCCAAAGCAGAAAGGCUAACCCAGCAAUCUUCAGAAGACAAUGAAGUAUUUGGAGAGGCAGAUGUGAACCAGAACAAUGGGACCUCCACUAAGCAUACAGCGGUGACAGACUCCAAGGGCACAGCAGACCCAAAGAAUGCCUGGAAGGAGACCAACCCAGCUGACACGACUGGUCGCCCCCAUUUGGUCCGCCUCUUUUCCCGAGAUGCCCCUGGCAGAGAGGACAACACCUUCAAAGAUCGGCCCUCCGAAUCAGAUGAGCUACAGACCAUUCAGGAAGACAGUGCAGCAGCUUCUGAGAAUUCGGAUUUGAUGGCUUCACAGAAACGCUCCUCUUUCCGGCACGGAUCCAAACUUGCAACUGCAAGCACCAUAGACCAUGCUAGACAUGGAUCCCCAAGAAGAUACAGGGAACCAGGCCUACUUGACUCACUGGGCAGAUUCUUUGGAGGUGACAGGCAUGUCCCCAGGAGGGGCAAGGACUACCAUCAUGCUUCCAGAGUGAGCCAUGUAAGUUCCCUGCCUCAUCCGAGGUCUCAGCGUGGACGGUAUGUGGAUGACAACCCAGUUGUCCAUUUCUUCAAGAACAUUGUGUCACCAAGAUCAUAUCCUCCUAUGCAGGCAAAGGGGAGAGGAUUAUCCUUCAGCAGAUUUAGCUGGGGUGGUGAAUCUCCAAGGCAUGGAUAUGGAAGUGGCAGAUACUAUGAGCAUAAAUAUGCUCACAAGGGACACAAGGGAUACUACCACGAUGGCCAGGGCACACUGUCUAAACUCUUUAGACUGGGAGGAUCUGGAUCCCGACCUGGUUCCCGGUCUGGCUCUCCCAUUGCUAGGCGCUGAAGCUCUAAGAUAUCUCUGAAGGACGACGUUCUCUGCUUCAUAACUAAGCUGCCUUAAAGAUUUAAUAACCAACUGCAGAAUUCCCUAGAUAGAAACACAAUCUAUUUGUUAAUGCCCAUUGAGUUGUGUAUGCAGUAGGAGUAUACAAAAUUCUAUUGGCGAUGCUGACCAAAAAUUGAACAAAAGCACAGGGGAAAAAAAAAACUCUCCCAGACUUGCAAUGUAGUUUUUAUUUGCUGGCAGCAAUAUGUUAGGGAAAGUAAUGUAAUUCCCCAUUUUACUCAGUUUUCCUUAAGGUGUUCCCAAAGAAUAAAGGGCUUUAGAUUUCUGAGUGCGUACAUUAAAUCCCUGUCAUAUUUCUGUUCUUUCCCACUAAACCCCAAGUAACAACCUAAAAUGCAAUUGUCUACCUUUUUGAGCACUGCCAUUAACGAAUCAUCAACCCCCUUGCUGUAACCCAAGAAGCAACAAAUAAAAACAUGUGCAGAAGUUGUAAGGACUGUUUAUCCAAAUUUUUGUUUGAUUUUGGUUUUGGUUUGGGUCAUUUGUUGUCGUUUUUUUAAGUACCUCUUUCUCUCACAGAGUUUUCUUUUUCCUUUCCUAACAGGAUGAGCAGUCAUAGAAAGGUAUAUUAAAUUAGUUCAAGGUAUGUGGGAUGUGGAAGAAGGCAGCUGUUACUGUUUCACUGAGGCAGAGCAAUGUUCCUAAGGAAUUAUGAAUAUUCUGAGGGAAUGCUUUGUGCAUGACCAAUUGAUCGUCACACCCAACACAUUAGGAAAAGAGUGGCUGAGAGACAGAAAAGAGGAUACCAAAUCUGAAUUAGACUAGCUUCACACCUGAAAAAGAGGGAUAAUCCCCAAGAUGUGAAUACCUGGAUAAUGGGAUAUCCCUAAAAUUCCACACAAGCACAUGCUGCAAAUAUUCUUCUUUGCAGCUACUUUUAAAAAAAAGUCUAAUGAGAGAAAGCUCUUCAGGGAGGAAAUUUCAGAGAGUACUGCACAUCUAAAGUUAGCAUUUCCUGCUGUCCACUUAAUAGUGCAGCAAGUUUCAAUAUGCAGUGCAUUAGAGUAAAUGAGGCUUCAAGUAGUAUAGCUAUAUAUUAAAAACUAAUGAAUUAGAGCUAGGAAGGCAUUAACAGUGGAACAUGAAUUAAGGUAUACCUCUGUGGAACUGGGUUUCCCAAACCACAUGAAGAAAAAUGCUCUUCUGAAUUGCACUGUUCUAUAACCUUCAACCUGUUCUUUCGCUCAGUGACCUCCCUUUACUCAUUCAGUGUUUUAUUUGAGCUUGAUAUAUUUAAGACUACGUUGGCUCCUACCCUUAGCUAAGCUAAUGCGUAUCAUAAGUUAUCAAUGUUAUUGCCAACUGAUAUAUAGAUGCUGUUGUUAGUGAUAGAUCUACUAUAGGUUUCAAACAACGUUUUUAAAAUGCAGCAAUGAAUCAUGAGAGGGUAGAAAAACUCAGACACUAGAGACAGAACACCAAAACUGUUAAGCACAGACACCUAUUACAUCUUCUUUUAAGCUAUGUUCUUGGCUAUGUGUAUUUUUCUAUGUGUAGCCUCAUCCAGUUGUGUAUUCCACAACGUAAUAGUAAGUUUCACUUAAGUGUAUUGUUCUUAAAAGUGUAUGAAUACAACUCCUAAAAAACCAAUAUUGUAAUAAAAUACUCAACUUUUAAUGAAA